AUGCUCAGUGUUUUGCUGACACUGAUAAACGACCUACUUCUUGAAGAACUCUCUGCGUCUCCUGGUCGUCCUCUACAUUUUAUCCACGACAACAGUCGGAACCAAUUUCAUGUCCAGACCCACAGCAGUCUGGUUGACUCUACACUUCCCCUUCCUGAGUGUGGGAAGGCCUUCAGCGAUUCCUCCUCCCUGCGGACCCACCGGCGUGUCCACACGGGGCAGAGGCCCUUCAGCUGCCCCGAGUGUGGGAAGGCCUUUACCUACGUCUCCUCCCUGCUGAGGCACCAGCGUGUCCACACCGGGGAGAGGCCGUUCACCUGUUCUCAGUGUGGGAAGGGCUUCAUCUGCUCCUCCAUCCUGCGGAGCCACCAGCGGGUCCACACCGGGGAGAGGCCGUACAUCUGCUCUCAGUGCGGGAAGGCCUUCAGCACAUCCUCCACCCUGCUGACCCACCAGCAGGUCCACACCGGGGAGAGGCCGUACAUCUGCUCUCAGUGCGGGAAGGCCUUUACCCAGUCCUCCCACCUGCGGACCCACCGGCGUGUCCACACGGGGCAGAGGCCCUUUCGCUGCCCCGAGUGUGGGAAGGCCUUUACCCACGUCUCCACCCUGCUGAUGCACCAGCGUGUCCACACCGGGGAGAGGCCGUUCACCUGCUCUCAGUGCGGGAAGGGCUUCAUCUGCUCCUCCCAACUGCGGAGCCACCAGCUGGUCCACACGGGGCAGAGGCCCUUCAGCUGCCCCGAGUGUGGGAAGGCCUUCAGCAGAUCUUCCUCCCUGCGGAGACACCAGCGUGUCCACACCGGGGAGAGGCCGUUCAGCUGCCCCGAGUGUGGCAAGACCUGCAGCACAUCUUCUGCCCUGCUGACGCAGCAGCGGAUCCACACCGGGGAGAGGCCUUACACCUGCUCUCAGUGCGGGAAGGGCUUCACCUGCUCCUCCCACCUGUGGACGCACCAGCGAGUUCACGUGCCAUCGCAGGGGUCACUCAAUCCAUCGGGACCACAACAAUUUAUGACUGUGAUUUCUGUGGGAGGGAUAAACGCUUUUUGGUUCCUGUUUGAGGACGUUUUCAGCAUCAGGUGGGACUGGACAAGAGACCCCACUGUUGGAGCGCACUGUGUGUGGAGCCUGAAACAGUUAUACGGCCUGGGAAGGGGAUUUCACGGCAGGGAGGGGCUCUACACGUGUUUGUGUGCAGCUGAAGCUGUGGCCAUGGAGAAACCUGAGGAAUCCCGCUCUGUGGAGAAACUGUGGAAGUGUGGGGACUGUGGGAAAGGCUUCCGUGUCCCGUCUGCCCUGGAGACUCAUCGGCGCAGUCACACCGGGGAGAGGCCAUUCCCCUGCACCGACUGCGGGAAGGCCUUCAGCACUUCCUCCACCCUGCUGAGCCACCAGCGUGUCCACACCGGGGAGAGGCCGUUCAGCUGCCCUGAGUGUGGGAAGGCCUUCAGGUAUUCCUCCCACCUGCGGACCCACCGGCAUUUCCACACGGGGGAGAGGCCGUUCAACUGCCCUGAGUGUGGGAAGGCCUUCAGACAUUCCUCCACCUUGCGGACCCACCGGCUUGUCCACACCGGGGAGAGGACUUUCAGCUGCCCCGAGUGUGGGAAGGCCUUUAUCUUGUUCUCCUCCCUGAUGAGGCACCAGCGGGUCCACACGGGGGAGAGGCCCUUUACCUGCCCCGAGUGUGGGAAGGCCUUCAGCGAUUCCUCCACCCUGCUGAGGCACCAGCAGAUCCACACGGGGGAGAGACCGUACACCUGCCCUCAGUGCGGGAAGGGCUUCACCCGGGCCUCCCAAAUGGGGACACACCAGCGUGUCCACACCGGGGAGAGACCGUACACCUGCCCUCAGUGCGGGAAGGGCUUCACCUGCUUCUACCACCUGCGGAGACACCAGCGGAUCCACACAGGGGAGAGGCCCUUCAGCUGCCCCGAGUGUGGGAAGGCCUUCAGCACAUCUUCCGCCCUGCUGACCCACCAGCAGAUCCACACCGGGGAGAGACCUUACACCUGCUCUCAGUGCGGGAAGGGUUUCACCCGCCCCUCCCACCUGCGGAGCCACCAGCGAGUUCACGUGCCAUCGCAGGGGGAUUGAAGGAGUGACGGCCGCGUCUCAUUAUCGAUUGGAAUAUCAACCCGGUUCCGGGGACUCCCGGGUUCAAAUCCCGUCACGACAGAUGGCAGAAUUGGUAUUCGGUCAGAAAUAUGGAGUUCAGAAUUUAAUGAUGAGACCGUUUCAGGGAGGGGGUGGUGCGGUGGGGGAGAAAGCCCCCAUCUGAUUCCCUCUCUCCCUUGUUAGGGGAGGGAACCCUCAUUGUGGGAAAGGAUACACUCAGUCGUUCCAGCUGCAUCCUUUACCCGGUCUGGCCUACACGUGACUCCAGACCCACAGCAGUCUGGUUGACUCCACACUGCCCUCCCCCCACUGGCAAAGGAGUGGGGAGAAACUUACUUGGAGACAGGGUAUGGGCUGAAAUUGCUGAGUGAGGCAAUACUUCCUCCGGAUUACGGCUGUACCAAGGAUCCA
Messenger RNA from Hemiscyllium ocellatum (epaulette shark), 2532 nucleotides. Its product is annotated as zinc finger protein 850-like. Gene Ontology annotation, biological process: regulation of transcription by RNA polymerase II; central nervous system development. Gene Ontology annotation, cellular component: nucleus. The record is from RefSeq and is a predicted model, not a curated record. NCBI's taxonomy places the organism in Eukaryota, Metazoa, Chordata, Chondrichthyes, Orectolobiformes, Hemiscylliidae. Bases 1 to 2100 code for a protein of 699 amino acids. The transcript has 4 exons. Gene Ontology annotation, molecular function: DNA-binding transcription factor activity, RNA polymerase II-specific; RNA polymerase II cis-regulatory region sequence-specific DNA binding.